Molecule: messenger RNA, 2226 nt
Organism: Tricharina praecox
Lineage: Eukaryota; Fungi; Ascomycota; Pezizomycetes; Pezizales; Pyronemataceae
Product: Aldehyde/histidinol dehydrogenase
Exons: 5
Coding region: 152-2056 (634 amino acids)
Biological process (GO): aldehyde metabolic process
Cellular component (GO): cytoplasm
Molecular function (GO): aldehyde dehydrogenase (NAD+) activity
Source: RefSeq, a predicted model, not a curated record
CUACUGGACACUGGCAGGUUUCAGUGUCGCAUGGUACCCAACUACCCAUCUAAGUACAUCCUGCGGCACACACAACAUAUGUAGCUUCUGUACUUAAGCUACCUGUCUCCCCAUUGCACAGCAUUCUCCCACAACCCUUACCACUGACAAAAUGUCCAACGGCCAGCAGCUCGUCACGUACACCACAACGUCUCUUUCGCAGAUCGAGUCAACGCACUCGCGGCUGUCGGAAACCUUCCUCAGCGGCAAAACGCGCCCCUUCGAAUUCCGCAAGCAGCAGCUCCGGAAACUCUACCAUGCCGUGGUGGCCAAUCGCGAUGCGGUGCUGGCCGCACUCAAGAAGGACCUGAACAAACCCACCGCCGAGGCGAUGAUGACGGAGACCACCUGGCUGGAGCAUGACAUCAUGGCCACCCUUGAGAAUUUCGACUCCCUCGUCGCGGAUGAGCCUUGCGAGGUGCCCAUGAUGUAUAAACUCAUGGGGCCGCCGAAGCUUCAGAAGAAUCCGUUGGGAACGGUGUUGAUCAUCGGACCGUUCAAUUACCCCAUUCAGUUGGUGAUGGUCCCGCUCGUCGGAGCGAUCGCGGCGGGCUGCACGUGCGUGCUCAAGCCGAGUGAGAUGACGCCACAUUCGUCCGCCAUGAUCGAAAAGAUCGUGAAGGAGGCCCUGGACCCCGACUGUUACGCGGUCGUCAACGGCGGCAUCGAGGAGACCACGAGGCUGCUCGACUGCAAGUGGGACAAGAUCCUGUACACUGGCAGCAGCGCCGUGGGCCGGAUCGUCUCCAAGGCGGCAGCCAAACACUUGACGCCUGUACUCCUGGAGCUAGGCGGUCUGAACCCGGUUGUCAUAACCUCGACCGCGGACGCAAAACUGGCGGGACCACGCGUCGCCUGGGGAAAACUCAUGAACUGCGGGCAGAUAUGUCUCGCCCCCGACUACGUCCUGAUCGACCCCAGCUGCGAAGCCGCCUUCGUCGAGAGCUACAUCAAGACCAUGCACAAGUUCUUUCCGAACGGCACGCAAGACCCAGACAACUUUGCGCGCAUCAUCAACGAGCGGCACUUCAACCGCAUUGUGGGCAUGCUCGAGAACAGCAAGGGGAAGAUCGUCUUCGGAGGACGGUCGGACGCAGAGGACAAGUGGAUUGAGCCAACCGUCAUCAGGGUCGAUAGCCUGGAUGAUUCCUUGCUGGGCGAGGAGAUCUUUGGGCCGCUGCUGCCGUACGUGGUGGUUCCGGGCGGGCUGCAGGAGAUGUUGGGUAUCGUAAGGAAAGUGGGAGACUGCCCGCUUGCGCUGUAUGCUUUUACGCGCGACAAGAAGGAGAAAGAGAUGAGUACGUUUUCGAGGGGAGCCGAUGUCAUCGAGUGCUGCUCUGUGUUGCUGACCCUUCUUCGUGUGUGUGUGUGUGUGUGUGUAGUUCUCUCAAAUACUCGCAGUGGUGGUGUAACGUUCAACGACACCAUAUUCCAUGCCGCCAUUCACAGCGUCCCGUUCGGAGGAGUUGGCGAGAGUGGUAGUGGAGCCUACAGAGGGCGGCACACGUUCGAUGCAUUCACGCACAAACGACCAGUCAUCACGCAGCCCAGCUGGACCGAGAACUUAAUGCAGUUCCGAUAUCCGCCCUUCAACCAGAAAAAAAUCAAGCAGUACGCCGCUUCGGUAAACAUUCCUUCGGCAAACUUUGACCGCAACGGGAAGUUGCUGUACGAUGGAUGGUUCUGGAAACUGGUUAUGCUCGGUGCCCCGAGAUGGAGGAAGGCUCUUUUGCGGUAUCUGCUGGCGUUGCUGUGUACGUGCCCUCCUCCCAUUCUCUGCCUCUCUGCCUCUCUGCCUCUCUGCCUCUCUGCCUCUCUGCCUCUCUGCCUCUCUGCCUCUCUGCCUCUCUGUCGUCUGGCUGCCCGGGCAUCAUCAUGUUCGGCGUUCGGCGUCCGUCCAGAGCCACGUCAUGUGUCGUGUCGGUCGAUGGCGAUGCAACCUCGAGACUUCGAGACCGCGCGCGUGUUCGUGUGUGCGUGCGUAGGAGGAGUCUGUCCAUUCCAGAACAACCGCUGACGAACCCGCGACAACAACAGUAGGUGCACUCGCUCUCAAGAAACGGCGCCGCAGUGGCCUUCCGCCGAUGAAUCGCCGCCUUCAACUCUAACUGCUCUAGCGAGUACUCUAGAGUACCUACCCAUUGCGUUGAUCACGUAACCGCCCUGCAAGGAGAAAAAAAAGUUGUA